CUUGGAUUUAUUGGCCACGCGCUAAGAACCUACCGAGCUUUACCGAGUCAAGCCACAAGGGUCCCUUGGAUCUCUAAAUCCAUGUCGCAUCGGCGCCCGCCUUCCUCUUUCAAGCUCCUGUGACCAUUCAGGAUUAUCUGGGAUGGCAACACACUUCGAGGCAUCGCAGGCAUUCCCGAACAGCGAAUCAAGCCGGCUUUUACAAUGGCAGACCCAGACCCCUCCCAAACCGCGAACGCCUCGACCUACCCACCCCCACCGCCGUUCUGGCAGGACUUCACACCCGACAACCUCGCCCGCCUCAAGGACCUGAAGCAAGAGCAAGCCGACAGCGAAGGCAUACAAGAUGCAUCCGCAAUCCGCCUCGAAAGCCUCCCCCGCAACCUGCGCAACCUCCAACCGCCCCUCGAACCCGCAGACGGCACAUGGCGCGUCUUCGGCGAGACGUAUACCCUCGCGAAUCCACUGCCCCCACUAGACAGCGAACACUUCCAACGCCUCUUCCCCCCGGAGGAGGAGCGCGACCAAGACGGCAAGCACUUCGACCGGGCGACGAUCCUAAAGCGGCUCGCCAAGAGCCUGCUGUUGAAUUUCUUAGAGCUGGUCGGCAUCAUGAGUAUUAACCCUGGCGCUGCCUCGCCCAAAAUCACGGAUAUCCGCGACCUCUUUAUCAACUUCCAUCAUCUCAUCAACGAGUACCGUCCCCACCAGGCCCGCGAGUCCCUCAUUUCCUUGAUGCAGUCCCAGCUCGAUCGAACGCGCGCCGAGACGAAUGCGAUUCGUGACGUAAAGGAGAAGGUCGAGCGCAUAUUGGAGGGGUUGGGGAGCUUGAAGAUGGACUAUGAGGCUCUUGAUGGGUUGGGGGAGAAGGCGGACCCGUGGGCUGCUGAGGCAGAGACCUGGGAGGCCCUCAUGGAGGAGUGUCCGUGACGAGGGCUGAACGAGACAGAAAUCAUGCAGACGGCCAAAAGCUUGUGUCGCCGCAUUGAGAAUGACAGUGACCGCCAUCACCAUAUUGAUACAUAUGCAUUACAAGGCGUUGCAGGGAAAGCCAGACGGGCAAUGUAGUUAUGAUACCCUUAGAUUCGCUGCAAAUCAAGUGAAGCUAUUCACAAC
Molecule: messenger RNA, 1116 nt
Organism: Pseudomassariella vexata
Lineage: Eukaryota; Fungi; Ascomycota; Sordariomycetes; Amphisphaeriales; Pseudomassariaceae
Product: mediator complex, subunit Med7
Exons: 2
Coding region: 205-930 (241 amino acids)
Biological process (GO): regulation of transcription by RNA polymerase II
Cellular component (GO): core mediator complex; mediator complex
Molecular function (GO): transcription coregulator activity
Source: RefSeq, a predicted model, not a curated record